Molecule: messenger RNA, 775 nt
Organism: Apodemus sylvaticus (European woodmouse)
Lineage: Eukaryota; Metazoa; Chordata; Mammalia; Rodentia; Muridae
Gene: Gtf2a2
Product: general transcription factor IIA subunit 2
Exons: 5
Coding region: 169-498 (109 amino acids)
Biological process (GO): transcription initiation at RNA polymerase II promoter; RNA polymerase II preinitiation complex assembly
Cellular component (GO): transcription factor TFIIA complex
Molecular function (GO): TBP-class protein binding; RNA polymerase II general transcription initiation factor activity
Source: RefSeq, a predicted model, not a curated record
GGGUCGCGCGAACACUUCCGGGUCACAGGCAGAGGGCUGCGGUUUCCGCGGCUGAGGAGGUGGUCGCAGCGGGCUCCCUACCUGGCUCUGCUACCGCCGUGGCGGAAGCGCCUUCCCUCAGGACAUCAAUGCAAGCUUGAAGAAAAAGUAAUUGCUUCCUUUUAAGCCAUGGCAUAUCAGUUAUACAGAAAUACAACUUUGGGGAACAGUCUUCAAGAGAGCCUUGAUGAGCUCAUACAGUCUCAACAGAUCACCCCCCAGCUUGCCCUUCAAGUUCUACUUCAGUUUGAUAAAGCUAUAAAUUCAGCAUUGGCUCAGAGAGUCAGGAACAGAGUCAAUUUCAGGGGCUCUCUAAAUACAUACAGAUUCUGCGAUAAUGUUUGGACUUUUGUAUUGAAUGAUGUUGAAUUCAGAGAGGUGACAGAACUUAUAAAAGUGGAUAAAGUGAAAAUUGUAGCCUGUGAUGGUAAAAAUACUGGCUCCAAUACUACGGAAUAAGUAGAGAAAUGCGACUUUUUUAUGCCACCUUCUGUUAUUUUCAUCGCGUUUUGAAGAGAAACAUGGAAAAGACUUUUUUUUAUUUAUUCUCACGGUGCAGAAAUGACAACACUGUGCUAUAUAUACUACCCAAGGAUCCCACAGAGAGAAGCAUGUGACUCUGUUCUCUUAAAUGACCUUUAGUACACAGCAUAAAGAAAUGUAACUUUUUUUUAAUGACAAAUCAAAAGUAGUUGCCUUCAUAAGAAUAUUCUUCAAUAAACUCGUUUUAAAACUU